Messenger RNA from Saccostrea echinata, 1177 nucleotides. RefSeq lists its product as uncharacterized. The coding region runs from base 37 to 978 and encodes 313 amino acids. The record is from RefSeq and is a predicted model, not a curated record. NCBI's taxonomy places the organism in Eukaryota, Metazoa, Mollusca, Bivalvia, Ostreida, Ostreidae. The transcript is spliced from 4 exons.
AAGUUCUGACGAUACAACCAUUUAAAUAUCAACAGAAUGACAAACUGUUAUGAAGUGAUACAAGGCAGAUUCAGGGAGUGUUGUUCAGGAUACAAAUGGGAUGAAAAUUUUAAAAACUGCACAAAAUGUAUCCCUGGAUAUUUUGGUGUAAACUGUGCGCAGUCAUGUAAAUAUCCUAGUUUUGGAGACGGAUGUCAACAAGAGUGUAAAUGUCGGGAGGAGGAGUGUAGUGUGGCUUGGGGAUGUACAGAGAAAAUAACUACCCAGCUUUACACAACAAAACAGACCACAAUGAAAUUCGGGAUGUCAACAGAAAACGGGAUUUUCGUAUCCAUCAUCACAGAAAAAGGGGUAGUAAAUCACACUUCCGGUGAAAGUGUCAUGCCAAAAGCCACCAUCAAGUCUUCUGACACUUUAUUUACCACUCGGAACUUAUUGAUGAUGGGUAUAUUUGGAGUGGGAUUAAUUUUGGUAACUCUUUUCGUUGUAUUCACGUGUAAAUUCAUUUGCAAGAAGUUAUCGUCAAAACGACGCUUACGGUUAAAAACAAAUGCAAGUUGUCCGAUCAGUGUCCAAGAAGAAAUCCAUUAUGAAGAAAUAUCUAACAUUUCACCUUUACCAAAUACAAGAUCUAGUUAUUCUCCUCUUGAACAAAAUGAAUCAGAAGGCCAGAAUAAAAUCAUUAGUAUGCAAGAUUCAAAACCCCUUCUAGAAAAUCAAUUAGAAGAAUUUGAAAUGGAGAUUGCAAAAGAGGACUACGAAAACACAAUAAACUCUGCAGUCCCUGAUCCGCAGAAUCAACAGGUACCCCUUACAGUCUCCGGAUUAACAGAUUUGGAAGGAUAUCAGCUACCACACUCAACCUCCUUUGAGGGGGCAAACGGUUCUAUGGAAGGAGAUCAUCGAGUAAUGGAGGAAACUCAUUGCAAUGAAAUAAAUGACUAUUUGACAGUGAUUCCUCAUAAUAUCCAACAAUAAUAGUCUGAUCAUAAAGUGAUUUUUUACCAAAUCUUUCCAAAAACCUCAACCGAACAGACUGGAUUCUUACUCUUUCACUCCAACAAAUGUCCUUCAUAUUGUACAAAUUAAUUCAAUGGAUCACAUCAAACAGUAUAUAAAUGUUAUUUUUCCGAAUCAAAAUUUCUAUAUUCAUGAUUACUAUAGUUCUAUUCCGAAA